Messenger RNA from Staurois parvus, 329 nucleotides. Lineage: Eukaryota; Metazoa; Chordata; Amphibia; Anura; Ranidae. The record is from the annotation of a GenBank genome assembly.
CUAAGGGGUUAAUCCUCUGCAUUGUGUAAAAAAGCUGUCUGAACCUGACUUCACUGUCCCUCCUCCUGCUCAAAUGUCCACAGUGAUAAGACAGACUGAACCCGUGCCCUUCUGCACAUGCUCAGUUUAGUGUGUAUUGCUAGACAGGUUUUUUUUUUUUCUUGGGAGAGUGCAUGCGAUCAGCACAGGGCCAAUCAAGACAGAGCAGAAAUAAAACUCCUCCUGCAAGCUUUAACCAGUGCUCAGCUGAAGUCACAAGACUGCUCUAAUUUCUGAUGAGAAAAGGUAUUUAACAGUGUAUACUUACUAAAAUAAUUGCAUUUCGAUGU